This is a messenger RNA of Hyla sarda, 2312 nucleotides long. RefSeq lists its product as uncharacterized. The record is from RefSeq and is a predicted model, not a curated record. Gene Ontology annotation, cellular component: exocyst. Gene Ontology annotation, molecular function: SNARE binding. Bases 128 to 1975 code for a protein of 615 amino acids. Lineage: Eukaryota; Metazoa; Chordata; Amphibia; Anura; Hylidae. The transcript is spliced from 11 exons. Gene Ontology annotation, biological process: exocytosis; exocyst localization.
CCUAUAAAUUUCCCAGGCGGGGUUAAUCAUUUUGGGAUAACAGAAGAGAAGUGUACAGGGGCGGAGCAGACUGUGGUGCAGCAGCAGGCACGAGAGUCACAGCCUGUCUAUACCCGGGACAGCAGAGAUGCCACGUGCAGCCGGGCAGGGGGGCAAAAACAUCAUCAAGAAGGCGCUGAGAAGAUUCAUCAAGGGGCCUGCCCCCGAAGUGUGCCCCCUCCUGUCCAAUAAAGACCGCUCCAAAGGAAAUCAAUGCCUGAAAAAAUUCAAGGAACAUUUAACAUUUGAGGUCCCGAUCACGAAUUCCAUAAAACGGAAAAACAAGGGGACUCUGGACGAUGAAGUUCAGGAGGGCGGCAUAUCUAAAGAGGAAAAGCUCAAAAGUCUAAUAGACAAAAACCAAUACUACGACGCCUGUUUAUUGAUCCAUGAUGUGGAGCAAACAGGACAAUUGGAUAGUAGUGAAUUGUAUGACGUCCUAGCCCAGGAGAUGUGGGGAUCCUUGACCCUGGCGCUUGAUGGUGAUCACAACCGGAUUGCGAGUCUUCAGUUUAUCUCUCAAUGUAUUCAAUGGACAAAGCAGCAAAAAGACAACAAGGGUCCGGACUGGAGGCCACAGAACUGGGGCACUGAGAUGGAGAGACUGUUCGAGAAUGAUAUAAAGAAGCGGAGUCCAAGACAUGACCCCAAAAGAGGCCUGCACUAUUAUCUGGAGGAACUUGAGAAGAACAUUUCAGACACUAUACUGAGACUUGAGCGAUUUCCAGAGGUCCUGACAGCCGCCUACCUGAAGUGCCUCCAUGUUGUGUUACUGAGUCACCUCACCUCAUUGGUCAAUGAGAAACAGAAGUAUGAAGAGUAUGUGCUGCUGCUUAAAUGGGCCCAUAAGGAACAUAGAAGGCUGUGCGUACUCAGGGUUGGCUCAGAGAACUUUGAUCCUUUGCUAUUUGGAAACUGGUUUUCAGACAGUGGGAACAAGAUUGUAUCUGCUAGACGGGAUAUAAUGUACAGGACAUUCGUGGAAAUUCUACAGAGCGAAAUUGUGUGGAUUUCGUAUCCGAAACAUGAGGUUCGGUAUUAUUUCACCGAUGUCUUGGAGGAAGGAACUAGGAUACGCAAAGCAGUGGAAGUCCUUGGGGACACCAUAGUUUCUAGGCUACAAUCCUUAUUUUGGGAGGAGUUUUUGCACUUUGUGACCAGAUAUAAAACAUUCCUAACUGAGAAACUAGGAGGACUGACCUCUGAGAAUGGGAUUUGCGUUGGGAUAAGAAUUGUUAAGAAUUGCUGCAUUUUACGAAACACAAUGAAUAAUUUGGACGCAGCACCACAGGACCCAGGAAUACAGAGAAUUCGGAGACUACUUGGAGAAUGUGAGAACAAAGGGAUUGACCUCAUACUGAGCAACUUGAAACCAUCAUUGAAGGAAGCUUUCAAAAAUUACUUUCGGAAGAACUGCGGUCAGUACGAGAGCGUCCUCAGAAGCUUAAAGCGCAUGAUAGUAAAGGAGGAUAUUCAAAAUGACCAGACGUUGGUUACACUAAUUCACCACCGACUUGUCGUCCUAUUCAUUCACUCAUUUUUGAAAUGGUCAAAAAAAUUAUCCAAUCAAAACGCAGGAGAGAUAUUUUCGAAUGGAAGCAAAAAACUGCAGGAUUUUUUUUCGGAUAUGGUCUUAGAUAAUCAUCUCCUGCCCAGUAAUCCACUGAAUUUUAUAUCGGAAAUGCUGACAGCAAAUGACCACCAGGCUCUACGUACAACAACCAUCUUCUUUAUUGAGGAACACCAAGACUUAAGGGAGGAGCAUCUUAUCGCCAUCUUGAAUAUUAAAGGGAACCUCAGCAGUAAAGAUAAAGAAGAUCUUUUAUAUUACAUACGCAACAGGGUGAUGGACCGCGGCCAAAACAAACUGCGUUUCUUCGAAGGUAUUCAGAAGGACCAUAGUAGACUGAAGGAUUUCUUAUGCUGCUUAUUCUAGUCCGUCUGUGUCUGUUAUGUCCGGAUAUAAUAUUUUUUUGUAUUUAUUGUAAUUUAAACCUGAGUGCACUAUGUACAGAAAUAGAGUUUAUUGGCUUAUCGAUGACCUAGAAAAAUAAAAGAUGGUGUUUUUACAUAUAUUUGCCAUAUUUAUGUGUGUUUUAUUUGAAUUUUUGCGUAAAUUUGCCAAAACAUUUUCAUACCACUGUACACACACAUUUCUGCAUUAAAUAAAUAAAUGGAUAAAUAGGCCACUCAUUUUAAAAUACUAAUUUUGGGGGAAGAUUGAUCGAGCUGUUUUAUAGUAAGGGUCACACUAUGGACAGCCAUUGGCUGUC